Messenger RNA from Candoia aspera, 1024 nucleotides. RefSeq names its product NSE2 (MMS21) homolog, SMC5-SMC6 complex SUMO ligase (gene NSMCE2). The transcript is spliced from 7 exons. Gene Ontology annotation, biological process: double-strand break repair via homologous recombination; protein sumoylation. Gene Ontology annotation, cellular component: nucleus; Smc5-Smc6 complex. Bases 100 to 816 code for a protein of 238 amino acids. The record is from RefSeq and is a predicted model, not a curated record. NCBI's taxonomy places the organism in Eukaryota, Metazoa, Chordata, Lepidosauria, Squamata, Candoiidae. Gene Ontology annotation, molecular function: SUMO ligase activity; zinc ion binding.
UAUCCCGCCUUCUCUCGGCAAGUAUCUGGGCCAGGAGUUCAAAAUAGGAGGAAAAGCGAGUUUUUUCCAAGGAAAGGAGUCCCAGGGAGCUUGAUCAGAAUGUCUGGACGUCCAUUGGUUUCCUUCAGUGGUGUGGACAUGUGUCUGUCAUCUCUGAGAACCUGCCACUCCUACAUAGACACCGGCAUGGAUAUAGCUACGAACGUGGCCCUUGAUCUUGUGGAAAAUCACAAUGACCUGGAAGAGAUUAACACAGUGGAAAAAGUGAUGUUGGAAUAUGCUGCAAUGAGCAGAAAACUGAGUCACUAUGUGCAAGCCGUUGAAGAUACAGUAAAUCAGAUAAAACAAGAUAAGCCAGAAAUCGUUCCAGAUUUAAGACAGCUAGUCAUACAGAGGUUCAAAAACCUGGAAAGCAAGAACUGUGAUACUGAUUUACAAACAAAUGAGAAAGUUAUCCUGUUUAAGGAGCAGCUAAAGCAGAUGAAGGCUCAAUUUGGGGUCCAGCCAGACUCCGAAGGAAGACCAGCCCUUGAGCAAAUCGAUGAGGAUAUUGCUGUGACGCAAAGUCAGAUGAAAUUUAUCUGCCCCAUCACACAGGAGGAAAUGAUGAAACCAGUUAGGAAUAAAAUCUGCGGGCACGCCUAUGAGGAAAAAGCCAUCUUGGAACAUAUCUGGCGCAGAGACCAACAUAACAAAAGAGUCAACUGCCCCCAAGUUGGCUGCAACAGGGAGGUCAGGAAAGCAGACUUGGUGUUUGAUGAAGUCCUUAAAAGAACAAUUGACAGUCGGAGUAAACAGAGCCAGUCAACACAGUAGAGGGCAUCUGGCCCCAGCGGAUGUUAAAACAAAGAACAUGUGGCAGUAGAAGAGUUCAUCUGAGCUUGAGUUUCUGAUUUUCAGCUGUUGUGUAAGAGAUUGUUACUGCAAGUAUUUCAGUUGCAGGCAAAGUUGAAGGUCUGACCUGUUGCUAAAAGCAUUUUCUUGGAAACUGCCAAGUGUAAAAUGUCUUACUUUGUUUACCUUU